Oncorhynchus gorbuscha (pink salmon) is the source of this 6415-nucleotide messenger RNA. Its product is annotated as collagen alpha-1(XXI) chain. The coding region runs from base 182 to 3064 and encodes 960 amino acids. The record is from RefSeq and is a predicted model, not a curated record. The transcript has 31 exons. NCBI's taxonomy places the organism in Eukaryota, Metazoa, Chordata, Actinopteri, Salmoniformes, Salmonidae.
GACACUUUCACUUGUGGACCAAUGGCGAAGUCUCCCUCUAGUGACGAUACAGAGAAUUUCUAUUUGUACAAUAAAUCAUUUUGUCUUAAGUUGGUCUCUGGAGAGGGACAGUUUUUACUGUACUAGUCUCCUGGAAUUGUAAAGACUGUGAAGACUGGACCGGGACACCUCUUAAAGAACAAUGGCAUGGACAUUAAGGUCACUGACUAUGCUGCUGUUUCUGGCAUAUCUACAGGCAAUAGAGGAGGAGGAUAUCAGAGCUGGCUGCAGCACUGCUGUGAAUGACCUAGUCUACAUCAUAGAUGGCUCGUGGAGCGUGGGCCACAGUGACUUCAAAAAGGCCAAGAGCUGGCUCGUCAACAUCACCAGCGGCUUCGACAUCAGCUCCCACUACUCACAGGUGGCCGUGGUGCAGUACAGCGACACCCCUCGUCUGGAGAUCCCCCUGGGGAAGCACCACGGUGGCCCGGACCUCAUCCAGGCCAUCGAGGGCAUCAGCUAUCUAGGCGGGAACACUCAGACGGGCCGUGCCAUCAAGUUCGCCGUAGAUCACGUGUUCCCGUCCUCGCAACGCACCAGCACCGUCAAGAACCGCAUUGCGGUGGUGGUGACGGACGGAAAGUCCCAGGAUGAUGUGGUGGACGCUAGCGUGGAGGCGCGGGCGCAAGGCGUCAUUGUGUUCGCCGUGGGAGUGGGCACCGAGAUCACCACCUCAGAGCUGAUGUCCAUCGCCAACAAGCCGGGGGGGACCUACGUGUUGUAUGCCGAGGACUACGCCAACAUAGACCGAAUCCGAGACUCCAUGGAGCAGAGACUGUGUGAGGAGUCUGUGUGUCCUACGCGUAUCCCAGUGGCCUCCAGGGAUGAGAAGGGCUUUGAGUUGAUGCUGGGCAUGAAUAUCCACCAGAAGACCAAGAAGAUCCAAGGCUCUCUGGUGUCUGAGACAGCCUUCUCCUUGACCACCUCAACAGACAUCACAGAGAACACAAGGGAGAUCUUCCCCGAGGGUCUGCCUCCAUCCUAUGUGUUUGUGGCCACGGUCCGCCUCAAGGGUUCAGCCAAACAGGACAAGUUUGACCUGUUGAGGAUCCUUUCUAAAGAUGGCGUCACCCAGGCAGCAGUGACACUGAACGGAGCGGACAAGUCUGUCACUUUCACGACCACCAGCACCACCAAUGAGGAGCAGCUGGUCACCUUUAUUGUGCAGGGCAUUGGGAGUUUCUUUGAUGAAGACUGGCACCAGCUGAAGCUGCUCGUGAGGCCCCGGCAAGUAACCGGUUUCCUGGACGAUGAGGAGAUCCAGGAAGUGGCGCUACUGGAGCCGGUGGAGCCAAUCUACAUCAACGGCAAGACGCAGGUCGCCAAGAAGUUUGGGGCGGAGACCACAGUCCCUGUGGAGAUACAGAAACUGCGCCUUUAUUGUGACCCUCAUCAAAGCGAGAGAGAGACAGCCUGUGAAAUCUACUCUGUGGAUGAUGAGAGGUGUCCCCUGGAUCGUGAGCCCACAGUGGAGGAAGUGGAGUGUGACUGUGCUAAUGGCAGCCCAGGACCACCUGGCCCUCCUGGACCUAUGGGUCUCCGAGGCGAGAUAGGAAGAGCAGGACCACCAGGCCCUGACGGUAAGCCUGGAACCCAGGGUGAGCCUGGUGGGUCUGGAGAACCUGGGUUUCCUGGCGAGACGGGUGAAUUGGGCCAACUAGGACCCAGCGGGGCUCCAGGUCUGACAGGUGGCAAAGGCGAGAGAGGGGAUCCAGGACUGCCGGGGAAACCGGGCCCGCCAGGACCAAAGGGUCCUGCCACCUCACAAUUAAACCUGGGCUCUGUUGGAAUUCCAGGGAAAAAGGGACUUCCGGGUGAGAGGGGACAAACCGGACCUCCGGGUGAGAUUGGACCAAUGGGGGGACCAGGAGUGCAGGGCAAAGAUGGAAGGAUUGGGCCGGUGGGACCAAAGGGAGACAAAGGAGAUAUUGGAAUGUCUGGUGCUGAUGGACAACAGGGGGUACCGGGGAUCCGGGGGCUUCCUGGAGGGGCGGGGCCAACAGGACCUCAGGGAGAGAGGGGAGCACUUGGGCAGAAGGGAUCAACAGGUCCAAAAGGUCCACAGGGAAUUCAAGGCCCCCAGGGAGACCCUGGAGCCAGUGGACGCGAUGGCCCAAAGGGAAGCGAGGGGGAGCGAGGUUCCGAUGGCUCUCCAGGAAUGCCAGGCCAAAAGGGCACACCAGGAGAGGCAGGCUUCCUUGGGUCCCCGGGCACUAAUGGCCUACCUGGGUUCAAAGGUCCUAAGGGAGAAACUGGAGAGGCGGGUCCCAGAGGAAGUCAGGGCGAACGAGGCACCGAUGGGGCCCUUGGGAACCCCGGCUUACCAGGUGAAGCUGGACCCAGGGGAGGCAAAGGACAGAAAGGCAUCACGGGGGAUAUCGGUGUCAGAGGCACCGAUGGGAAGAAAGGGGGCAUGGGACACGUGGGGGCCGCUGGCCCACGGGGAUCUCCCGGCGAGGACGGGUUGCCGGGGCAACCGGGAACGCCGGGCUACCCUGGGAAGCCUGGGAAGCCUCCCUCUGACGACCACAUGAUGAAGCUCUGCGGCGAUGUGUUGCGGAAUCAGCUCCCCCAGCUGCUGCAGACACUAUCCCCUCUCAGCAGAUGUGAGCCGUGUGAGACGGUGAAGGGACCCCCGGGACAGCCUGGAGCACCAGGACUCAAAGGUUCCUCAGGAACCCCGGGCUAUCCCGGUAGAAUCGGCUCACCAGGAUAUCCAGGAACCCCCGGCAUGCAGGGGCCCCAGGGAGUCAAAGGUGACACUGGACCAAGAGGACUCAAAGGCACCAAAGGAGAGGGCCGUCCAGGGUCACCAGGCUCUACUGGACAGUCAGGAGUUCAGGGGCCUCGCGGAUCGGAUGGCAUCGGACGCCCGGGCACUCAAGGGAUGCCUGGGAAGUCAGGAAGUCCCGGAAUGCCAGGGAAACAAGGGUCAUCAGGACUACCAGGAGUGUGUGACAUGUCUUCUUGCUACCAGGCCUACAACCUCAGGAAUGACCCCUACAGCAAAGGGCCCAACUUCUGAGAGGACUUGGUGAUAAUUGACUAAUUGAAUCAGGUGUGCCACUUUAGGGAUACAACAAAUAUGUAAAAAGACCUCUGGUCCCUGAGGAGAGGGUUGGGAAACCCUGUUUUAAGGCUUAUGGGUGUCCACUUUGCUGUUCAGUAGAAAUAUUUGUCCCGAUUAACUGAAACUAGGUCUACGUAUAUUGAGACAUAUUCUUGAUUUCAUAUACUGUAUGUUUGUAGGUUUCAGGAUAAAGGAUAUAAAACCUAUGUUUUGGACCUUUAAUGGUGAUUGUCCAAAGAGAGUCAUCAUCGUCCUUGGUACUGUAACACUACCUCCUUGCUGGACACAAGGCAUUACAUAUAAGUACACCAGUGAAAAAUGUUUUGUAAAACCAGGGUAUGAAACAUAUUUUAAAAAUGUUAUACCUUAAGAUGUUGUUGUCAAGCCCUCCAUAUGUAAAUAUUUUACAGCAUGUCAAAAUGUAAAUAUGUUGUGGGCUGAGGUAAACACACAGUAACUGCUAAUUAGUACAAUAACAGGCUACCUGGAUUCAACCACAGAAUGUGCUAAUAUAGUAAGUGCCUGGUGCAUUUUUACAAGACAACAUUGUGAGAAUUUUGGCUUAAAAUGUAUCCCAACUACAAAAACUGUACUGUAGAUAAUAUAUUAAUUCACCUUGUGCCUUUAUAAACCCAUACCAUAAAUGAAAUUAAACCUCAGGAACUGCUUCAAAUGUGUUUUGCAUAUCUUUGUUAAAACAUGUUCUUUGUUUGAUAUAGCCAAAUUAUUCAUACUGCAUUGUCCACACUUCAUGUACAUUUUUUACAUUUUACUUUAAAUAUCAUACUAUACUUUAUUAAAAUACUACCUACAGUAUACCUCCUGAUGUAACUACAGGGGCUACAUGAUGUGUUAUACCUCCUGAUGUAACUACAGGAGCUACAAUAUGUGCUAUGCCUCCUUAUUUAACUACAGGAGCUACAUGAUGUGCUAUACCUCCUUAUUUAACUACAGGGGCUACAUGAUGUGCCAUGGGAGAUGACAGAUGCUGACAUGUGUAUGAAUGGUUUUGGUGUUGUUUUUUCACAUUUAAAAUAUUGUAAUAUAUUUUCAGAGGCUUUUAUGUAUUUUAUGAUAUCCAAGUUUCCAUCUUUUACAUCAACUGUUAUGUGGUUAUAUGGUUGGACUGUACUGUAUAUGGGUGAUUCUGCAUGAUUGGUGCAAAAAAACAUCUAAGUAUUCAAACUUAGGACAUGUAUUUACUUCAUGAUAUGUUCUCAUACAAUCCAAGGCAAUAACAAACAUACAGUUACAUUUAAUAUAGUACAACGUCAUUGUUUAUACAGCUAAUCAUAUUCAGAGGUGGCUGGCUCAAAUCUUGACUCCUAAACUUCAUGUUUGAAAAUAAAGCAAAUCAUGAUUUUUGUAAUUUUUUAAACACUUAUUUCAAUAGAAAAUCUUGAGUUGUUCUAUUACUACAUUCAAAGAUACUGAUUUAAUUAGUAGUUUUGUUUAUUUUUAAACGUCUUUAAAAAAAUAAAUGCUUUUGAUAUCACUACUGAAACACUCACAAUAAAAGACGAGAAUGAAUUUGUCUUAAGCCAGGGUUCCCCAAACUUGGUCCUGGGGCCCCCCCUGGGUGCACUUUUUUUUUUACCCUAGCACUACGCAUCUUAUUCAAAUAAUCAAAGCCUGAUGGUGAGUUGGUUAUUUGAAUCAGCUGUGUAGUGCUAGAGCAAAAAAAAACGAAACCCCAGGAUUGAGUUUGGGAAACACUGCCUUAAGCCACAACCCUACAAAUAUAACCAAUGUUGUCUGCAAACAUUUUGAAGAAAAUGAGUUAGCAAGUUGGUAAAUCUUCAUGUAUUUUUUACAAGGUGUCACGACCGAUAUAUCAAUAAAUAUGUGAAGUAAGGUUUUUUUUUUUUUUUUUACUAUUUCCUACAUGGUAGAAUAAUAUGGAACACAUAAGGAAUCAUGUAGUAACCAAAAAAAAGUGUCAAACAAAUCAAAUUAUAUUUUAGAUUAUUCAAAGUAGCAACCCUUUGCCUUGGUAUGCAAUCUGGUUUCUGCUCAGGUUAUGGAUGUGUCACUUCAACCUAAAAGAUCCUCAAUGAUUUCACCAUUGCCCUUGGAUUCUAAGCAAUGUUGUGCUGCUAUUUUUAUUGACUUGGCCAAAGCUUUUGAUACGGUAGACCAUUCCAUUCUUGUGGGCUAAGGAGUGUUGGUGUCUCUGAGGUGUAUAAAGUCAGUGUAUAAAGUCAGAAUAUUUGCUGUCUCAGCCACUGCCUGUCACCAAGGGUGUACCCCAAGGCUCGAUCCUAGGCUCCACACUCUUCUCAAUUGACAUCAACAACAUAGCUCAGGCAGUAGGAAGCUCUCAUCAAUUUAUAUGCAGAUAAUACAGUCUUAUACUUAAUUGGCUCCUCCCCAGAUUUUGUUUCUUAGUGUCCAACAAGCUUUCUCUGCCCUUAACCUUGUUUUGAAAACCUCCAAAAUAGAUGGAAUAUGAAAAUGUAUGUCAUUUUUGUUUUGUUAUUAAAGGUUAAUAGAUGACGUUAUUACGAAAACAUUGUAACGUGAAGAGUUUUCCUCGAAGAUGUUUGAUGUUUAUAUAUCGUACGUUGUAUGAAAAUAUCCAAAUCAAAGAGAAUGUUUUGGGGAAGAUGAAAUGUUAAGUUAGUUGUCUAAAAUUGGAUUUGAAUCUAGAAUUAUCUAGACCUUGCCUCAUUAACUUGGUACGUCCAGAGAAUUGCCCUAAAGGCGGUUAAGCCCACUUCUGACCCAAGGGUAUAAAACCUGUGAGUAUAGAAUUUACAGGAGGACUACGUGACCCCAGCUGCAGCAAGGUCUAAAAAGUAAACGAACCCAGAACGCAACGCAAGUUUUAGGACAAAGAAAUCCUUUUCUACCCAAGCUACGGAUGAGUAGCUGUGUCUAAGCGAGUGAAUUCAAGUCGAACCACCUAGCCUCCAUCUCCCAUCGAAUCGUGGUAUCUAAAGGGUUUCAUUUCUAUGCUGUGAGCUCUGAGCUGUCUGUCCUCAGAAGACGCCUUCCAGAGCAAACGGUGAGGGAACAGACUCCUCAGCCAAAAGGACACUGACAUGGGGAGGACGAGCAGGGACACAUAAGAGCGGCAGUUUGGGGCAAGGUUAGGGUUAGAAUAGCAUAGCUGACAAAUUCACCCAAAUGUAUAUUUCUCUUGUGUAAUUUCUUUUUUUCUCUCUCUUUUGAAAUCCCCAUUGCGGGUAACACAAUGUGUUGGCCCAUUAUACUAAGUUCUAAUCAAUAGCCUAUAAUGUGUUUUGUCUAUGUGUAUCUUUUAUCAUCAUUUUAGGUUUUUAGUAAAUAAAUAUUCAACUAAGA